This is a messenger RNA of Fusarium keratoplasticum, 1584 nucleotides long. Its product is annotated as Succinyl-CoA:3-ketoacid-coenzyme A transferase. Gene Ontology annotation, biological process: ketone body catabolic process. Gene Ontology annotation, molecular function: succinyl-CoA:3-oxo-acid CoA-transferase activity. Bases 1 to 1584 code for a protein of 527 amino acids. Lineage: Eukaryota; Fungi; Ascomycota; Sordariomycetes; Hypocreales; Nectriaceae. The record is from RefSeq and is a predicted model, not a curated record. The transcript is spliced from 7 exons.
AUGUCUAGCGUUCUACGAUUCCAGAGCCGACGAGUGGUGGCGAGGCAGUUGACUUGGGGGAGCAGCUUUACAGCGCGAGCGCCGCGAUCAUUCAGCACAUCAAAGAUUGUCUUUUCUAGCCGAGGGCAUUCCAAGCUCUUUGACAAUGCCGAUGCUGCCGUGGCAGACAUUAAGAGCGGAUCAACAGUUCUCAGCGCAGGUUUUGGCCUUUGUGGUGUCGCAGAUACAAUUAUUGGUGCUUUAAACCGACGAGGUCGCGAAUCGCUUCAUUCUCUCACAGCUGUCUCAAACAAUGCCGGACAAGAAGGCAAGGGUGGACUGGCAACUCUCACCAGCGCUGGCCAGGUCGAUCGAUUAAUCCUCUCAUACCUUGGAAACAACAAAGUGUUGGAAAAGAAGUACCUGACUGGAGAGCUUGCAAUUGAGCUUUGCCCGCAGGGUACUCUGGCAGAGCGCAUUCGAGCCGGAGGUGCCGGCAUUCCAGCAUUCUUCACACCAACUGCUGCUCAUACUCUUGUGCAGGAUGGAGAGAUCCCCGUGCGAUUGGACAAGUCGGGCGCUGUUGUCGAAAAGGGACGAAAGAGGGAGACGCGCGAGUUCAAUGGCCGGACAUUCCUCAUGGAGACUGCUCUUACAGGCGACGUCGCCAUUCUAAGGGCUUGGAAGGUGGACAAGGAGGGAAACUGUGUCUUUAGAUACGCUACCAAGGCUUUCGGACCCAUCAUGGCCAAGGCCGCCAAGGUCACUAUCGUCGAGGCAGAGAACAUUGUCGAGGCUGGCGAGAUUGACCCCAACGAAGUUGACCUUCCCGGUAUCUUUGUCGAUCGAAUCGUCCCCUCUACAGCAGAGAAGAACAUUGAGGUGCUCAAGACGAGAGAAGAGGGAGAGGAUGGCUCACCACCAAAGGCAACCAGCGAGGCCCAAGAGCGACGAAACAGAAUCGCCCGACGAGCCGCCAAGGAGUUGAAGCCAGGAUACUAUGUGAACCUUGGAGUUGGAAUCCCGACGCUGGCCGUCUCUUUCCUGCCUCCGGAUAGCACGGUUCGACUUCAGUCUGAGAACGGUCUCCUUGGAAUGGGUCCUUAUCCCACCAAGGACGAGGUUGACCCUGAUAUCGUCAAUGCUGGAAAGGAGACCGUCACGCUUCUCCCUGGUGCAUCAUGCUUUGACUCUUCCGAGUCUUUCGGCAUGAUCCGUGGUGGACACGUCGAUGUGUCAAUUCUCGGUGCCCUUCAAGUUAGCUCCGUCGGUGACUUGGCAAACUACAUGAUCCCUGGAAAGGUCUUCAAGGGUAUGGGAGGCGCCAUGGACCUUGUCGCCAACCCCGACAACACCAAGAUUGUCGUUGCUACCGAGCACUGCGCCAAGGAUGGCUCAUCCAAGGUUGUGCAGCAGUGCAGCUUGCCAUUGACAGGCGCACGUGUCGUGAGCACCAUCAUCACCGACCUUUGUGUGUUCCAGGUGGAUAGAGUCCAGGGCACUCUGACCCUGACGGAGCUUGCUCCGGGUGUGACGGUAGACGAAGUAAGAGCCAAGACGGACGCGGACUUUGCGGAAGCGGAUGAUUUGAAGACAAUGGAGUAG